Messenger RNA from Penicillium canescens, 1380 nucleotides. Its product is annotated as CRAL-TRIO domain-containing protein. The transcript has a single exon. The record is from RefSeq and is a predicted model, not a curated record. NCBI's taxonomy places the organism in Eukaryota, Fungi, Ascomycota, Eurotiomycetes, Eurotiales, Aspergillaceae. The coding region runs from base 1 to 1380 and encodes 459 amino acids.
AUGACAUCUGCGACAAAAACGGGCUAUGUGGGAAAUCUUACUCCAUCCGAGGAGGAGAAGCUUCGGGAGUUCUGGAGGAUCUUGAUUCAAUCAUGGGAUGAAGAAGUACCCAGCCCUGACGGAGCCUCAGCAGGAGACUCCGACAGCACGCCAAAGUCACAUCGACGAUUCUUCUCCCUGACUCGCUCACCAACGCAGCCUACCGAGGAGGAGACAUCGGCUAUCCCCGCUAAGCAGUUAGCCACCCUCAAGAAUCUGAACGCAAGUCCAGCCGAGACCAAGACAGUUCAGUCGCUUCUCUUGAAGCUUCCAGGCGAUAGGCUUCGGUCGGCGCUUUUGACCCUUCUCAAACAAGACCAUCCCGACGCUCUUCUUUUGCGCUUCCUUCGUGCGGAGAAAUGGAACGUCCCAAGAGCGUGGAUCAAGUUAGUCUCGGCUUUGAACUGGCGUGCCAAUGAGUACAAAGUGGAUGAGGAGGUUCUGCUCAAGGGCGAAGCGUACGCGCUUGAAAAGUCCCGAAUGGAAGGAGAUUCAUCAGAGAAAAAGGAUAGUGAGGGCUUUAUGUUGCAGGCUACCACUGGGAAAGGUCACUUCCAUGGCUGCGACAGAAUGGGUCGACCCAUUUGUGUUAUUCGAGUACGAAUUCAUGACCCAAGCACCCAGACUCAAAAGGGAUUGAACGACUUCAUUAUUCAGUGCAUCGAGACUGUUCGAUUACUUCAGGUUCCGCCCGUGGAAUCCAUGACGAUUGUCUUCGAUCUCACAUCGUUCACGCUUGGAAAUUGGGAGUUCCCUCCGAUGAAGUUCAUCAUCGACUGUUUCCAGGAAAACUAUCCUGAGUCUCUCGGCGCGAUUAUCUUCUACAACGCCCCGUGGAUCUUCUCCAGCUUUUGGAAAAUGAUCAACGGUAUUCUUGACCCCGUGGUUGCCGCCAAGGUGCACUUCAUCACUGGUGCCAAGGCUCUUGAAGAGCUGAUUCCUCGGGAGAAUAUUCUGAAGGAACUGGGCGGAGAGGAGGACUGGGAAUAUGAAUAUGUGGAGCCUGUUGCUGGGGAAAAUGACAGGCUGAACGAUACUGCCGCCCGGGAUAUCAUUCUCGCAGAAAGAAAUAACCUUGGUGCUGACCUUUUCAGUCUAACCACCCAAUGGAUCGCAGAUCCCAAGACAGACUUGGAAAGCCGGGACCAGGUAGUUGAGAAAUUGCGCAAGAACUACUGGGAUCUUGACCCCUACGUCCGAGCCCGGACUGUUCUGGAUCGAACAGGGGUGAUCAAGGGCGAUGGAACUGUCAAUUUCUACCCUGCCGCGGAAGGCGAGACCACGGAGAAGCCCACAAUAGCGGAGAAUUUGAAUGAAACGCCAGUUCCGGUAGCUGCAUGA